CACAUUUCAAAGAGCCUCCGGGCACAAAUUGCUGGGGGUGAAGCGCCCCCGGAAGGAAGAGAAGAAGCGAAUCGAGGAAGAAACCAGCGAGGAGACAGCCAGUACUGCUGCCGCCGUCACCGACGAAGGAUUACCCGGAGCCCGAGGUAGUUUGUUAUGGGCCAGCGGAACAAGAGCUGUGAAGGAUUACAGUAGGUGUGCAGGCUGCCGUCAAUCAAAAGUUGUCCACCCCCACUAGAAGCAGCUCCGCCUCAGUAAUUUGGUGCGCCUUCAGGCCUUGCCGUCUCAUAAUGGCGGAAGUGGCCAGCAGGGAGCCGGAAGUGCACGAUCUGGAGAACGGGGCCGACGGGGCGAGGUCAUCCCUCAACUCCUCAUCCUUGGCGCCCACGGCCAACGCCAAAAAGGAUCUACCGGAGCGUGGCACAUGGAGCUCGAAGCUUGACUUCAUCCUCAGUGUGGUUGGUCUGGCCAUUGGAUUGGGCAACGUUUGGCGAUUCCCGUACCUGUGUUACAAAAAUGGUGGCGGGGCCUUUCUCAUCCCUUACUUUCUCACAUUGUUCCUUGCCGGCAUACCAAUGUUUUUUAUGGAGUUAGCGCUGGGUCAGAUGCUGACCAUCGGCGGCCUCGGCGUCUUUAAGAUUGCCCCGCUAUUCAAAGGUAUCGGUUACGCCGCGGCAGUCAUGUCCUGCUGGAUGAACGUCUACUACAUCGUUAUUCUCGCCUGGGCGAUCUUCUACUUCUUCAUGUCCAUGCGCACUGAGCUACCCUGGGGCAGCUGUAAUAAUUACUGGAACACUAAGAACUGUGUCAAUCCGUAUGAGAGAAAAAAUCUCUACUGCUUCCAACAAAUCGACAAGAGCAGCAAUCUUAUCAAGAUGUGUACGUUUAACCACGUGAACGUUAGUGCAGCGGAGCUUACCGAUCCCGUCAAAGAAUUUUGGGAACGAAGAGCUUUACAAAUCAGCCCGGGGGUUGAAUACGUUGGCGGCAUUAGAUGGGAAUUAGCUGGCACCCUACUACUCGUCUGGAUUAUGUGCUACUUUUGCAUCUGGAAGGGAGUUAAAUGGACUGGAAAAGUCGUUUACUUCACAUCAUUGUUUCCUUAUGUCCUGUUGACAAUUCUACUCAUCAGGGGUAUCACACUGCCAGGUGCCAUGGAGGGCAUCCACUUUUAUAUAAGUCCGAAUCUCUCGAAGCUAAAAGAAUCCGAGGUCUGGAUAGACGCAGUAACGCAGAUAUUCUUCUCGUAUGGGCUUGGCCUAGGAACGCUGGUCGCCCUCGGUAGCUACAACAAGUUCUCGAAUAACGUCUACAAGGACGCGCUGAUCGUCUGCUCUGUCAAUUCAUCGACAUCGAUGUUCGCGGGCUUCGUGAUUUUCUCAGUGGUCGGUUACAUGGCGCACGAGCAACAGAAGCCCGUCGCCGAAGUAGCGGCAUCUGGACCUGGUUUGGCCUUCCUCGCCUAUCCUUCGGCAGUGCUUCAACUACCCGGUGCACCACUCUGGUCCUGUCUCUUCUUCUUUAUGCUACUGCUCAUUGGCCUCGACUCGCAAUUCUGCACGAUGGAGGGCUUCAUUACAGCGAUGGUGGACGAGUGGCCAAAGCUAUUACGACGACGCAAAGAGAUUUUCAUCGCAAUCGUCUGCCUUCUCUCGUAUUUAAUUGGUUUAUCCUGCAUCUCCGAAGGCGGCAUGUACGUCUUCCAAAUCCUCGAUUCCUAUGCCGUCUCUGGAUUUUGCCUACUUUUCCUUAUCUUUUUCGAAUGCAUUUCGAUCAGCUGGGCCUUUGGAGUAAAUCGCUUUUACGAUGGGAUUCGCGACAUGAUUGGCUAUUAUCCACUCACUUGGUGGAAGUUCUGUUGGGUCAUUACAACACCCAUGAUAUGCAUCGGAGUCUUCUUCUUUAAUCUGGUGCAGUGGACGCCAAUCAAAUAUCUCGACUACGAAUAUCCUUGGUGGUCGCAUAUACUUGGUUGGGUGACGGCACUUUCAUCGAUGCUUUGCAUACCUGGCUACAUGCUUUAUGCCUGGGUGACAACUCCAGGAGACAACAAGACGAGAUUCAAAUUGCUGAUCCGAAUAGAAGACGACAUAUCAACGCUAAGAACGAAAAUGGGCCAUUCGGCUGUCGAAUUAACGCCCCUAUAGUCCGUCUAGUAAUAAAGUUUAGAAGGGCGUUUUGGCGCUACUUUUUGUGCGCGCGAUCGAUUGCCAAAGGCAAGGGCUUCGAUCGUGUCGCGAACCAACUCUUCCAAUUAUAAACUGCAACAUGAGGAACAUCGAACCUUACGCAUAUACUCGAGUCAAUCCACUAAAGAAACAUAUCGUCAAACGUAACGUAUCAUAAAAUAAAUGAAAAUUAUUAUGCCAAAAUUUUAGUAAGCAGCAAUCUUUCAGCAAACAAAGGAGCAUUGAUUUAUGUUAAUAAGUAAGUAAUCGACUCUGUAAACCUUCGUUUUAAAGCGUUCAACUUUCGAAUAGGGAAAAAGUUUUAUAUAUUUCUAAAUAGACAUGUUUACAUUGAAAUUUUUGAAUGAUUUUUCAAUGAUCCACGCAAACAAAAACACCGAUAUCUAGACAAUAAAUCUUUAUUCCUAUAUUUGUUUAGUUACAGUCACACGAAGAGAAUUUCCUUUUAACGAUUACUUUGUAAUUAGUGUAGUUAAAAAGAUAAUCUUAUAUAAAUAAAUAAUUUACAAAGGAUUAU
Molecule: messenger RNA, 2706 nt
Organism: Ceratosolen solmsi marchali
Lineage: Eukaryota; Metazoa; Arthropoda; Insecta; Hymenoptera; Agaonidae
Gene: Gat-a
Product: GABA neurotransmitter transporter-1A
Exons: 9
Coding region: 291-2147 (618 amino acids)
Biological process (GO): nitrogen compound transport; amino acid transport; sodium ion transmembrane transport
Cellular component (GO): neuron projection; plasma membrane
Molecular function (GO): gamma-aminobutyric acid:sodium:chloride symporter activity
Source: RefSeq, a predicted model, not a curated record